AUGCAGUAUGGAAUCGAUACUGCUGCAGUCGGUGGCCUUCAAGCUAUGCCUGGAUUCUUGAUGGUGUUUGGAUACGAGGAACCGGCGAGCCCACUGGGCUAUGGCAUCGACUCGACGGUACAGCAACUCAUGACCUCUUUGUUAAACCUCGGGUCGUGCUUAUCUGCCAUCGCCGCCGGUGUCUUUGGUACAUACUUCGGUCGGAAGAAAGCACUAUGGCUUGCAUGCAUAAUUUGUUUAGGAGCAGUAUCGCUACAAAUUGGAUCGACGUCUAACACAGGCCUUUACGUCGGUCGUCUGUUCUUAGGCUUUUCCAAUGGCUUCUUCGUCGUAUUUUCGACAGUUUAUUGUAGCGAAGCAGCGCCUGCGCACCUGAGGGAAAUCAUGGUUGGCCUAUUUUCGUUCUAUGUGAACCUCGGAAGCAUUAUCGGCUCGGUAAUCGACAACUACACUUCACGCUAUCUUUCCAAACUCUCGUAUCAGAUUCCUCUCGCCUGCAUGUUCAUUGUUCCAGUCCUGCUCGGCACAGCACUUUUCUUCGUCCCCGAGAGCCCUCGAUGGCUUUUGCACCACGACCAGCACGACGCAGCGCGCAGAUCCUUGGAGCGCCUUCGUUUCGACCAUGGGGACGAGUUAGAACUAGAAUGGGCCGAGAUGAUCCGUGGCGUAGCUGAAGAGCGUAGACUGAGCCAGAGUUCGGGAUUUCUGGAUCUCUUCCGUGGAAAUGACUUAAGACGUACAUUGCUUUGUUGGGGUACGAUCGCAAGCCAGUCAGCCAGUGGGGUUUGGUUCUUCAUUGGGUACCAAACGUACUUCUUUACCAUCGCUGGUAUCACAAAAGCGUUCGAAUACAGCAUCAUGAACUCUUGCAUUGGGUUCAUUGGUGUACAUCUAGGUCUCUUCUCCAUGAACAAACUGUUCGGUAGGAGAACGAUCAUGAUCACCGGAGCCAUAAUGUGCGGUUUAUGUGAGCUCGCUUGUGGGAUUGCGAGUAGUGCGAAGCCAAAUUCAACGGAAACUGGGAAUGUGUUGGUAGCUUUUACGGCGCUGUUCAUGUUCUGUUAUAAUGCUGGAGUGGGUGUUGCCACAAGUCCUCUAGCAACCGAGCUUGUUAGUUCGCGCCUGCGCGCUUGGACUGUAGGAAGUGCGAACGCAUUGGGGUACUUUCUUGCUUGGCUGGUUGGCUUCUGCUCACCCUACUUCAUCAACCCCCAAGAUCUUGACUGGGGCCCGCAGUAUACCUAUAUCUGGGCAGCUUCGAACUUUCUAUGCGUGAUAUGGUUCUACUUCUUUCUCCCUGAGACGAAAACGCGAUCGUUGGAAGAGCUCGAUGAGAUCUUUGAAGCGGGCGUCGCAGCACGGAAAUUCAAACAAUAUGAGUGCAGGAUUAAAGAGGAUGCUAAGCAAGAUGUUUAUGGACAAGAAAAGUCUGAGGUGGUAAAUCAAGCGGUAUGA
This is a messenger RNA of Alternaria postmessia, 1455 nucleotides long. RefSeq lists its product as uncharacterized. The record is from RefSeq and is a predicted model, not a curated record. The transcript has 4 exons. NCBI's taxonomy places the organism in Eukaryota, Fungi, Ascomycota, Dothideomycetes, Pleosporales, Pleosporaceae. Bases 1 to 1455 code for a protein of 484 amino acids. Gene Ontology annotation, molecular function: carbohydrate:proton symporter activity. Gene Ontology annotation, cellular component: membrane. Gene Ontology annotation, biological process: carbohydrate transport; transmembrane transport.